Molecule: messenger RNA, 936 nt
Organism: Ostreobium quekettii
Lineage: Eukaryota; Viridiplantae; Chlorophyta; Ulvophyceae; Bryopsidales; Ostreobiaceae
Source: the annotation of a GenBank genome assembly
AUGCGCUGCUGCCGCUUUAUCAGCGGACCACUUGGGAUCCCAAGGGCCCCCAUCCCGCCCCAGAUCCGACUCCUGCUGCCGCGGACGGCAUUGAACGACGGCGGCAGAUCCGUGGAGCAGUUUCGGCCGUCGAUCCGAUACCCAGACCUGCGCGUCCUGGAGCGCACCUGGGAGCCUGGGGACGACCCCAGAGCAGGCCUGCUGGUCCUGCACGGCAUCAUGUGGCACUCAGGCUGGUUCGGGCCCUUCGGGGAUGCGGUGUGCGACGCUUGCGGCGUGCGCGUCACCGCACUGGACCUUCCCUCCCACGGCAAGUCCGACGACAUCGAGGGCUACCGCGGCUACACCGCCCGCUUCCGCGACUUUGUCGACGAGGCGGGCGCCACCCUGGAUCGUCUGCAGGCGUCGCUGUCCGAGGGCGCGCCGGUCGCGCCUAGCGUGGCCGACAGGAUCAGGGGAUUGAUCCUGCUGGCGCCGCUCAUUCGCCCAGCGGGCCUGCCACCAGGGCCCGUCGUGGCGGUGGCGAAGCUGAUCGGCAGGCUGUUCCCGCGGCUGGUGAUGCCCGGGGACGAGUUCUCUGGCGAUAAUUUCGACCAGGCCUUCGGCGACAGGGAGGUCGCAGAGAUGGCCAAGCGGGACCCCCUGGUACAAUACGGCGGGGACGUGCGGAUAGGCCCCAUAGCGAGAGCGCUCAGGGCCUGCGACGAGCUGGAGCGCAGGAUGGGAGAGCUGGCCGUGGUCGUGCUGCAGAAUGAGGGGGAUGUGAGGACGGAGAUUGCGCACAGCCAGGAGAUGCUGGGGCGGAUUGGGCGGGUGCGUGACAAAGAACUCGUGAGGCUGCCCGGUACGGCGCACCUGUCGUUUCAGGACGCGCCGGGGGUCAGGGAGGAGAACGUGGCGAGGGUGGCCAAGGUCGUGGGGAAGAUGUGCGCCUGA